AUGCCUGCUGCAGUCACUAACGAGGAUGAGGCCACCAGGGCAGGUGCCGCUACUAAAGAGGAUGAGGCCACUAAAGACGUUCUGGAUUCGCUCGGCGAUCUCCCACCCACCUCCUUCCUCGCACCUUCCUCGGACCUUUCGCAGCAGCUUCGCACCGCAGUGAAGGCGCUAUUCGACUCCGGAAUGUCCAACCUGGACGCCGCAAAGGACGCCGCAUCCGACGCCGCAUCUGGCGGAGGGAAAAAAGGAGCGUCCCGUAUGACCAAAUCCCAGUCGCUAGCCCCGGAAAAGAAGCUUCCUGGGCUUUUCGUGGACGGAUUUGAUUCUGAGCAAAUCUGGUGCCAGCUGGACCUCGCUUUGGCGCCAACGCUUCCCCGCAUUCGGCGGCGGCUGAAGCGGGCGGAGGAGCUCACGGAAGGGAAGGCGGUGGGGCAGGAGUUUUUUCGGGUUCCAAAGCUUGUCAGGAGGAAAGGCGGAAUGGGGGAAGGCGGACAGGGGGGAGGGAAAGUCAAAGGGAAGGAGAUGCGGGGGAAGGGGGGGAAAGGGGGGAAGGGGCGAGAAGGGGAAGGGGACGAGGAGGGAAGUGACGAGAAGGAGCGGGUACAGGGUUUCGGAUAUGAGGACUUCUUUGGAAGGAAAGCGCCAGAGAGCCACCUGGAGGCGGAUCGGGCAAUGAGGGGCGAGGAGGAGGAGGAUGUGGAGGAUGUUGAGGUGGAGGAGUGGGAGGGGGAGGAGGAGGAAGAGGAAGAGGAGGACGACGAGGAGGGAGAGGAUGAGGAGGGAGAGGAGGAGGAUGAGGAGGAAGGAGGGGAGGAGGGGAAGGCAGUGGUGGAGAGAAGGAAGAAGGGGCUAUUGGAAGAGGAGGAUGAUGAGGGUGGAGAGAAGGAGGACGAGGAGCCCAAGUCAUUGUACGAGAUCCGCCUGGAGCGGCUGCGGAAGCGCAUGCGGCAGCUGGAGGCGGAGAACCUCCACGUGGAGGCGCGCCAUUGGACGAUGCGCGGCGAGGUGACAGCUGGCAGCCGCCCGAAGAACAGCGCGCUGGCGGCUGACCUGGACUUUGAGCACGCCGCCCGCCCGGCGCCCAUGAUUACAGAGGAGGUGACUCAAACGAUUGAAGAGAUCAUCAAGAAGAGAAUUCUCAACCAACAAUUCGAUGACGUGGAGCGGAAGGCCAAGCCUGUUGCGACACCUGUCAAGGGAAGAUUGGAGCUGGACGACAAUCCCAGCGCCCAAGGCCUGGCGGAGAUCUACGAGGCUCAGUUCCUCAAGGCGGCUGGUCAGGCACCCGAGGGCAUGAGCGCCACUGAGCAGAUCAAACACGAGGCCGCCCGCAUGUUCAAGCACCUCUGCACCAAGCUGGACGCUCUCUCGCACUUCCACUUUGCUCCCAAGCCGAUCAUGGAUGACAUUGACGUCACAGCCAACGUGCCGGCCAUUGCAAUGGAAGAGGUGGCGCCAGUGGCGGUGUCAACGGCAAGCAUGCUGGCGCCAGAGGAGUCCCCAUUCUGUCUAAACUCUCCCAACACAUUUCCCCUCUCCCCUGCUCUCGCUCCUCUCCAUGGUGCUUGUGCAGGAGAGAAGGCCGAAGACCAGAAAACCUCACAGGCAGCCCCUGGCACAGCAUCUUGUGUGGGUGGUGCUGCUGCUGGCAUUGGUGGGCGCAAGAUACCGUGUUCCCUUCCCCCUGCCCUCCCUUCUUCCUCUUGUGCUUGUGCAGGAGAGAAGGCCGAAGACCAGAAAACCUCACAGGCAGUCCCUGGCACGGCAUCUGGUGUGGGUGGUGCUGCUGCUGGCAGUGGUGGGCGUAAGAUACGGGUGGUGGAGAAGGGGCAGCAGAAGCAGGGCCUUUCAGAUUUCACCAAUUCAACAAAGGUACGCCCUUCUUACCUGCCCUUCUUACCUGCCCUUCUUACCUGCCCUGCCCUUUUCCCCCCUCUUUUCCCACUUUUUCCCGCUUUCGUCCCUAUCAUGGUCCAAUCUGCGUCAUUUGUCCCACUUUUCCACUCACAUCCACAACGCUGUCUCGAGCAUCUGGCAGCAGGAGGUGCUUUCACUGUCUUCACACACAUUCAGGACAUCAGAGCAUCUGGCAGCGAGAAGCAGCGGGCGGCAGCGCCAUCGCAGCUUGAGCCUCAGCAGAUUCGGGCGGCGGCACUCAAGCUGUGA
Molecule: messenger RNA, 2166 nt
Organism: Closterium sp. Naga37s-1
Lineage: Eukaryota; Viridiplantae; Streptophyta; Zygnematophyceae; Desmidiales; Closteriaceae
Source: the annotation of a GenBank genome assembly